This is a messenger RNA of Colias croceus (clouded yellow), 2421 nucleotides long. It is a transcript of the gene Nadsyn, whose product is annotated as glutamine-dependent NAD(+) synthetase. The record is from RefSeq and is a predicted model, not a curated record. NCBI's taxonomy places the organism in Eukaryota, Metazoa, Arthropoda, Insecta, Lepidoptera, Pieridae. Gene Ontology annotation, molecular function: ATP binding; glutaminase activity; NAD+ synthase (glutamine-hydrolyzing) activity. Gene Ontology annotation, biological process: NAD+ biosynthetic process. Bases 131 to 2224 code for a protein of 697 amino acids. The transcript is spliced from 13 exons. Gene Ontology annotation, cellular component: cytoplasm.
AAAAGUCAAAACAAAGGCAAUUUUUUUUAUGAAAACCAGCUAAGGUUAAUAAAUGUUUAUUUUUUAAUUAAAUAGAAGAAUAAUAGAUACCCUUGCAUCACUGUAGGUGAAAGCAAAUUAAAAAAAAAACAUGGGUCGUAAAGUUGUCGUAGCCACUUGUACUCUAAAUCAAUGGGCCUUGGAUUUUGAGGGUAAUUUAAGCAGGAUUUUACAAUCUAUUCAAGAAGCGAAAGAGUUGGGAGCUCUUUACCGCACUGGGCCUGAAUUAGAGAUAUGUGGUUAUAGCUGCGAGGAUCAUUUCCAUGAGCCCGAUACAUUUCUUCAUAGCUGGCAGGUUCUUGCUGAGUUGCUUAAGUCGUCAACAUGUGAUAAUAUACUAGUAGAUGUCGGUAUGCCCGUCCAGCAUCGUAAUGUAUCAUAUAAUUGCCGUGUAGUUUUCUUGAACAAAAAGAUAUUGUUGAUACGACCUAAGAUGACGCUGUGCGAGGAUGGUAACUACAGAGAAUCCCGGUGGUUCUCUCGAUGGACAAAGGAGAAGCAAACUGAAGAUUACUACUUGCCUAGAAUGAUCACGGCGAUAACAAACCAAACUACUGUUCCCAUUGGUGACGCUGUUAUAGCUACGAAGGAUACAUGCAUUGGCUUCGAAAUUUGUGAAGAAUUAUGGAAUCCUCGAAGUCGCCACAUAGAUCUGGGCCUCGACGGCGUGGAAAUUAUAUGCAACGGUUCAGGCAGUUACACGGAACUACGAAAAGCGUAUGUGACCGUGGACUUAGUAAAAAGUGCAACGUUCAAAAGCGGUGGGGCGUACUUGUUCAGUAAUUUACGAGGGUGUGACGGACAAAGGAUUUAUUUCAAUGGGUGCUCCUGUGUUGCUGUGAAUGGUGAUAUCGUCAGUAGGGGACUGCAAUUUUCCCUACAGGAUGUGGAGGUCGUUACUGCCACGAUCGACCUCGAGGACAUUAGGUCAUACCGUGCUAAGAAACGGUCUAGAUCUCAUCUAGCCGCGUCUAGCUCACCAUUUCCAAGGAUCACAGUGGACUUUGCUUUAUCUGAUAAUGAAGAUAUUCAUCUAAUUGCCAAUCCAGCGAUUGAAUGGCAGUAUUUGAGCCCAGAGGAAGAAAUUGCUAUGGGACCAGCAUGUUGGCUAUGGGAUUAUUUACGAAGAUCGGGCCAAGGGGGGUUCUUUUUGCCUCUAAGUGGUGGGGUGGACUCGUCGAGCACUGCUUGUAUUGUGUUCUCCAUGUGUACGCAAAUUUGUGAUGCAGUACAGAGAGGAGAUAGCCAAGUUCUGUCUGACGUUCGUAAGAUAGUGUCAGAGUCAGAUUACACCCCACUCGAUCCGAAGGAACUUUGCAAUAGAAUACUGGUCACAUGUUACAUGGCCACUGAGAAUUCCAGUGAAGAGACGAGACAGAGGGCUAAGCAAUUGUCCAUCGAAAUAGGGAGUUACCAUUUUCCCAUACUAAUCGACUCUGCAGUGAGUGCAGCUAUUGGUGUAUUUCAAACUGCUACUGGACUUGUACCGAAGUUCAAGAUCAAUGGUGGCUGCCAUCGAGAGAAUCAAACAUUGCAAAACAUUCAGGCUCGUCUCCGCAUGGUAUUCGCGUACCUAUUUGCCCAACUAAUGCUCUGGGUGCGAGGCAAGCCGGGUUGUUUGCUAGUGUUGGGUUCUGCGAACGUGGACGAGUCUCUUCGGGGCUAUCUCACUAAGUACGACUGUUCUAGUGCCGAUGUGAACCCCAUUGGUGGCAUUUCUAAGACAGACUUGAAAUCGUUUCUGCGCUUCGCUGAAAUGCGUUUUUCCCUGCCGUCUCUAUCAGGUAUAUUAGAAGCUCCGCCUACAGCAGAAUUAGAGCCUUUAGAGGAAGGAAAGAUCACGCAAACAGACGAAGAAGACAUGGGCAUGACAUACACUGAACUGUCUGAGUUCGGUAGACUGAGGAAAAUGCACUCGUGUGGACCGUUUGGAAUGUUCCAGAAAUUAGUACACACUUGGAACGAGAAGUGUACCCCACAAGAGGUGGCAGAUAAAGUGAAGCACUUUUUCCGUUGUUACGCGAUGAAUCGCCACAAAAUGACGGUUCUGACGCCAUCUUACCACGCGGAAUCCUACAACCCGGAUGACAAUCGCUUCGACCAUCGACCUUUCUUAUACCCUGUGCAGUGGAAUUGGCAGUUCAAGAAAAUUGACGAAUCGGUGGCUCUUAUGAUGCAUAGAUAGAGUUACUACUUGGCAAGAACUUGAAGCAAUAUUAAUUAAAUAUUCCUAUAGUAUCGGCAUUCUAGUAACUAGUGAAUGUUUUAGCACACCAUAGUGUAUGUUAUAUUAUAUCUAUACUAAUACUAGCGGUCCGCUCCGGUUUCGCCCGUGGUACAUUUUUACGUUUUCUCUCCAUAAGAACCAUCCUCGUACUUCAA